Molecule: messenger RNA, 1704 nt
Organism: Radiomyces spectabilis
Lineage: Eukaryota; Fungi; Mucoromycota; Mucoromycetes; Mucorales; Radiomycetaceae
Product: FAD binding domain-containing protein
Exons: 5
Coding region: 1-1704 (567 amino acids)
Molecular function (GO): FAD binding
Source: RefSeq, a predicted model, not a curated record
AUGACCCAAAGUGAAACUAUCCCUGUCGUAGACGCCCUGAUCGUUGGUGGCGGACCCGUUGGUUUACUGGCCGCGAAUUUGUUGGUGAAAUCUGGGUUUAAAGAUUCGCUCAAGGAUCAUAACGUAUUUCCUCUAGAUAUCGAAUUCGAGCCGCAGCACUGGGGACGUGGUGAUUGGGUUCAUGGCCGUACCUUGGAACUAUUGGAUCACGUGGGAUUGGGGAGUGAGCUCUUGAAGACUGGCGCCAAAGUCGAAGAAUUCGCGUUUCAUCAUGGUAAACAGCGUGAAUACGAACCAGUCGUCCAGGACACGGUGAUUUCCAAGUACCGGCAUUUAUUGUGUGUUGGACAACACAUCACCGAGAACCAUUUGCAACAUACUUUGUCAGAGCACGAUGUCCAAGUGGAGCGACCGGUCACUGUCAAGGAAUUUGCAUGGUCAGAAGAUGAACAACUGAUCCGAGCCACAUUACAAAAUGUCUCUAGUGGCGAACAAAGCACGGUCAUGACGAAGUAUUUGUUAGGCUGCGACGGAGCCCACAGCGACAUUCGCCGUCAGCUCGGCAUUCAGUCAAAUGGACAAGGCUCAUGCUUACACUCCGGGGUCUUGGAUGCUUUGGUGCGUUCCAACUUUCCUGAUAAGCAAACAGUAAGUUACGUCCAUGGUCCCAUGGGCAAUGUAUGUCUUUUCCCGCGUGAAAAUAACCUGUUACGGGUCAUGGUGCACAUGUCUUCUGGCAAAGAACGGAAUCAAAUCCAGUUGAAUGAUAUUCAAACCGAGGCUCGGCGGGCUUUACUUCCUUACCGGGUGGAAUUUCUAGCCGUGUUGUGGUGGACCGUGUAUAGCGUGGGACAGCACGUCGCUCAAGAAAUGCAACGCACCAUUACGCCCCAAGACAAUCGACCGCGAGUGUUUUUGUGUGGUGAUGCCGCUCACUCUCAAAGCCCCACCCUGGGACAGGGUCUCAAUACCGGUCUGGGCGAUGUGUUCAAUUUGGUGUGGAAAUUGGUCAUGGUGGAAUCCGGAAAAUUGCAACCGUCAAUUUUAUCUACGUACGAAAGCGAGCGUAGAUCUGUAGCACAGCAAGUCAUUGAUAUUGAUGCGGUCGUAGCCAAAGAAGCCCAUGGCGGUUCGUCUUUGGCUGAAGACAAGUCGGAUCUUCAAACGUUAUUUCAGCAGCAUCGUCACUUCAGCACCGGGUUCGGUAUUUCGUACAGAUCCACAGCAACCAAUGUUUUACCGGUGGAUGGAAACAAGCGAGCACUGCAAGCGGGCGACCGGAUGCCGGAUUUCAAGAUAGUAUGUCACAGCAGUGGCAAGAAGGUCCGAUUGUAUGAUCUUUGGCGCGCGGAAAUGGACCAAUAUCAAUGGCAAUUCCACAUGGUCGUGUUGAGCAAUGAUAUCGCGCACACAUUCCCUUUGAUCCGUGAGUUCCUUCACAAGUACAAACAAUAUUCCUCUUGGAUGUCGGUCCAUCUGAUGACUACCACCGUUCAAGGCGAUAUCAUCGAUCAAGUGGUCUCGAAAACGGAUCCUCCGGUACUUGUGGAUAAAAUCAACAAUGCUCAAUGUCACCAAAGUUUCGAUGCAUUCACACAUUGUCAGGUCGUCGUUGUACGGCCUGACCUCUACAUCGGUUGGACAGGUGCCUUGGGUCAACGGUCGGAACUUGACCAAUGGCUGGGUGGGAUCAUGGUGCUUUGA